This is a messenger RNA of Aspergillus heteromorphus CBS 117.55, 2928 nucleotides long. RefSeq names its product putative telomere silencing protein Zds1. Bases 194 to 2785 code for a protein of 863 amino acids. NCBI's taxonomy places the organism in Eukaryota, Fungi, Ascomycota, Eurotiomycetes, Eurotiales, Aspergillaceae. Gene Ontology annotation, biological process: positive regulation of G2/M transition of mitotic cell cycle; establishment of cell polarity. Gene Ontology annotation, cellular component: cell septum; cytoplasm. The record is from RefSeq and is a predicted model, not a curated record. The transcript is spliced from 3 exons.
UCCUCGCAAUACCUGGCUGGCUACUCCUCUCUGUCGACGUCUUUCCCCCGCUUCCAUGAUUCCAUGACUACCUCUUGUCCUCGUUGUCUUACGGCCCUGGUGGUACAUUGACCCCCUCUCCACCAGGCGACUUUCCUGAUCAUUAGUCCACCUCGGGACGUCCUCCUGUCCGAUCCCCGGUCCUUUCGCUCUCAUGCAGGCUUCACCGAGCCCCUCUGAGCCAGGCGGGGGAUAUGGGUCGCGAAGAGGCCAUGUGCCUCAAUUGUCAAUCAGUGACCCGAGUCACCAUGUCACCGAGGCGAUUGGCCAUAUGUACGAUGACGACUACGACAAGCGGGAUUCCCGACGCCUCAGCUUCAUAUCCUCCCCGUUGAGCGAAUCGAUCACCAUCAUCCCCUCGAACCUCGCCGGCUGCGAAGCCCCUACCUCCCCACAGUCUGUACAAAUCCAGAACCACCUCAGUGAGCUCAAUCACCGACCUACCAACGGGCAGUCAUGGUCGCACGGAGCCAGGUCUGUUGAAAGCAGCCCGACGUCCCCCGUGUCGACCACCUCGCCCGGAUCUACCGAUACAGCUACCACCUCAUUCCCCUUGAACGAUAUCGACUACGAAUCCGACCCUGCCGCCGUAGCACAAGAACUGAGUAACUUGGCCGCCAUUAGGCGGAUGUCCAUGGAUGUUGCUGCUACUGGAGACCCCGAUCUGCCGAGCUUCUCUGUCCCCUCCAUCGCACCCUCUCCCUCCGCAGAUGAAAAUGACGCUUCACGACUGUUUUGGGUUCCGGCUCGGUUACACCCGGAACUUGCCCCCAAGGAGUUCAAAUCCUUUCUCGAGAGCAAGACGGACCAGAUUAAGCGCAAAUCUGGUGAUUACUCCGCCCUAGGUCCGGAACGCGAAGGAUCGAUUGGGAGCCUAAGGCGAAAGAAGUCCAUGCUAUCCAGGCAAAUUGACACAUCACAGGGUUAUACGGAUGGUGCGGAGCGGCUCGAGCGCAAACGGUCACAAUCACAACGUGAAUCUCCAGCUUCCCCGGGCCCGAAUCUACAUGAGUUAGAGACGAUAGUCGACGAUGUCAAGCCCCGAGCAACUAGCGCAUCAUCCAUUCUCAAUGGCAUUCAGCAGCUUGGAAUCUCCGCCGAUGAUGAUAGACCGAUCCUCCCCCCUGCACCGCCGGGUCACAGUCUAAGACGUUCGACACGAACCCAGUAUAGGAAGGCUGGAAGUCUGAAGAAGGGCGAAAAGGCACCGUAUUCCAAGCGCAUGGCGAAGGGUUCUGAUCCAAGUGAACCGCUUCCAUCGUCCGGCGGCCAAACGAAUCUCACGCGGGUGUCAACUGAUCCUACCCCCAGUGUAACACGAGCUCAAGCCUUGGCUAAGUCGGGACAGGGCGCACCGCAGGCCCCUAGCACGACAGCCAGCUCCACUAGCAACUCAGCCGUAGAUCAGUCACAGUCAGCGACUGAUCGUCCCUUGGAUCCAGCCUCAUCGGAUACUUCGAACAGGGCAGGUGCACCUGCACACUCGCGUCAAUGGCACUCGCGCAUCAGUUCCAACGGACGGUCAACUUUGAACGUUCCACCUCCAGAGCAGCAAAUCCCAGAGAUCGUGGAGACGCCACCUCCCGAAACUACUGUUACGCCUCCUGCUCCGACUCCCCAACCGGUCAUUCCACCGAAAGCACCCGUAAUCCAGGAUAAAACGCAGGAACGCAGCUCGAGCAAACGAUCAGCACACAGUCGGACGCAUGCGAAAGACACCACACCCACACUCAAUGAAUUUGCCAAUUCUCCACCAGCUCUUCCUGGCAAUAGCAAUCGGACCGACAACCUUUCAUAUAUCCCAACAUUUUCGGAUGAUCGUAAAUCGGACACCAAAGACUCCAAGGAAUCAAAGAAGUCGAAGGACAAGAAGGAUUCGGAAGGUGGCCGCAAGUCGAGCUGGCACUGGCUGCUGGGUACCGACGACAAGGAUAAGGACAAGGAAAAGAAAAAGGAGAAGGAUAGUGAUUCCAAGAAGCUCAAGGCGAAGUUGGUGGACAAGGUACACGAAACGACACACUCCGCACCAUCAUCGAAUGACACUGCUAGCCAGCGAGGGCGCGAAAGCCUUGUGCUGGAUCGGCUGGACCCGAAGCUGGAGGAUGAGCGCCGAAAAGACAACGGACGACGGACAUCUGGGGAAGCAAAGAAAGACAAAGAGUCAGGGUUAUUCUCCUCCAUCUUCGGGGGUGGUCGAAAGAAAAGCGGUGGCGACAGCGGCCAUCACCAUAAGAAGAGCGCAUCCCGGAACCUGUCGCCCGACCCGCCAGUCCGGGAGCUUCGUCCGGACGUUGACUAUGCUUGGACUCGAUUUUCGAUUUUGGAAGAAAGAGCCAUUUACCGGAUGGCUCACAUAAAACUUGCGAAUCCUCGACGUGCGCUGUACUCGCAGGUCCUGCUCAGUAACUUCAUGUACUCCUACUUGGCCAAAGUCCAGCAAAUGCAUCCGCAUAUGAUGUUGGCCACGUCAGCGGCGCAGAGGCAGCAGAGGCAGCAGGAAGAGUAUCAGCAAUACCAGAGAUAUCAGGAGUCUCAGGAGCAACAACAAUAUGCCGAUAGUUCCUACGACGAUCCUCAAAUGUACGAAUAUAACGAUGAUCAACAGGACCCCUACCAUUCCCAAUCGCAUGGUAGCAAAGGUGGCUAUGAGAACGGGAAUGCAUAUGGCCCGGGACACUAUCAGUAUGAUCAUUCAUCGUUUGGCGAUGAUGUCCAGCUUGAUGACGACGACGAUGACAUGUGGUGAAGGGGAAGAAAAUGAGGGACCCUUCUCUUGCCGUUGGUUUCAUUGCAGCGCACUAAAUACCCCUGCUUUGCCAAGUCCGGUCAGUUCUCGAACUAUGUACACUGAUAUUAGCCUUUCCUUCUUGCGUCACCCUUCCAUUCUCU